This is a messenger RNA of Haliotis rufescens (red abalone), 2685 nucleotides long. RefSeq lists its product as uncharacterized. Gene Ontology annotation, molecular function: nucleic acid binding. The record is from RefSeq and is a predicted model, not a curated record. NCBI's taxonomy places the organism in Eukaryota, Metazoa, Mollusca, Gastropoda, Lepetellida, Haliotidae. The transcript has a single exon. Gene Ontology annotation, biological process: DNA integration. The coding region runs from base 1 to 2685 and encodes 894 amino acids.
AUGCCAAACCGUCGUGUUCCUGUUGCACUGCGCUCAAAGUUGAACACUGAGUUAGACAGACUGGAGAAGUUAGGUGUGAUUGCGCCUGUCAGUGAGCCAACCCCCUGGGUAAACCAAAUCGCAAUUACGCAAAAGAAAUCAGGUGAACUUCGAAUUUGUUUGGAUCCGCAAGAACUAAACAAAGCCCUUUGUAGAGAGCAUUACACUCUGCCUGUGCUUGAAGAUACCCUACAUGAGCUAGGGAAGUCUAGAGUUUUCUCCAAAGCUGACUUGUCAUCUGGAUACUGGCAUGUCCAACUCGAUGAGGAGUCAAGUCUUCUUACGACCUUUCAAACCUGUUUUGGUCGUUAUCGAUUUCUCAGGUUGCCAUUUGGUCUUUCUGUGUCGUCAGAAAUCUUCCAAAAGAAGUUGAUUCAAGCCCUUGAUGGACUACCAGGUAUCGUCUGUAUUGCUGACGAUGUGCUGAUUCAUGGUCGGAACCUAGAAGAACAUGAUGCUCAUCUUGAAGCAUUUCUAGCAAGAUGUCGCGAGAGCCACAUCAAGCUGAACCCAUCAAAACUUGAACUGCGAUUGAGUGAAAUCACCUUCAUGGGACAUUUGAUAACCAAAGAUGGUUUGAAGUCUGACCCCGAGAAGGUCCGAGCAAUUCAAAACAUGGUUCCACCAACAAAUCUUGAAGAACUUCGACGUUACCUUGGUCUUGUGAACUACUUGUCCAAGUUCUUGCCAAACUUAACUGAUGUGCUAGCUCCUCUGCGUAACCUUGUAAGAAAGGAUGUUGCCUGGACAUGGUCCAGUUCUCAACAGGAAUCCUUCCAAAAGGUUAAGGACAUGGUUACCAAGGCACCUGUAUUGUCAUAUUAUGAUCCAGAGAAAGAGCUGACAGUUGAGAAUGAUGCGUGUGAACAUGGCAUUGGCUCAGUACUAAUGCAGGAGGGAAAGCCUGUCGCUUAUGCCAGUCGCUCGCUAACUGACACUGAGCAAAGAUUUGCUCAGAUAGAAAAGGAAAUGCUCGCCGUGACCUUUGGUCUUGAGAAAUUCCACCAUUACACAUAUGGUAGAAGUGUAACUGUGAUAACUGAUCACAAGCCACUAGUGUCUAUCGUCAAGAAGCCCUUGUCUAGAGCUCCCAAUAGACUGCAGUCAUUGCUACUGAGGACCCAGCGAUAUGUGUUCGAUCUUCAGUAUCUACCUGGAACAGCUAUUCCUAUUGCUGAUACACUUUCCAGAGCGCCAUUGCCUGACAAACCUUCCUCUGAAACUGUGUAUGUGAAUAAUGUCUAUCAUCUCCCGAUCAAGGACAAGCUCAUGAAUGACAUUAGAGUUGCAACUGCAUCUGAUGAAACCCUCACCAAGUUGAAAUCAACUAUAAUGGAAGGAUGGCCAACACAUAAGGAGAAUCUGUCCUCUGAGCUUACUCCUUACUUCAGUUACAGAGACGAACUCACCAUUCAAGAUGGGAUAAUUCUUCAUGGACCUAGAGUUGUCAUCCCACUUGCAUUGAGAGAUGAGAUCAAGAGAAAACUUCAUGUUGGUCACAUGGGGAUAAACUCUUGUCUACGCCGUGCAAAGACACUUGUGUUCUGGCCCUUGAUGUCAAGUGACAUAAGACAGUAUAUCGAGUCAUGUGAUAUUUGUGCUCGUUUCAGUGAUAAGCAAUCACCAGAACCUCUGAUUAUGCAUGAGAUUCCUGAUCAUCCCUGGGAAAAGGUGGGAACAGAUAUUUUCACCAUUGAAGGUAGGAAUUACCUUGUGACUACUGACUACUACAGCAAUUUCUUUGAAAUUGACUUUCUGCCUGAAACCACUUCUGAUGUUGUGGUUACCAAGUUGAAGCACCACUUUGCUCGUCAUGGUAUACCUAAAGUCGUCAUCAGUGACGGAGGACCUCAGUAUACCAGUGAGAAGUUCAAGAAGUUCAGUCAGUCUUGGGGUUUCUCUCAUGAAACUUCCAGCCCUGGUAACAGUAAAGCUAAUGGUGCUGCCGAAGCUGCCGUUAAAGUAGCUAAAAGGAUGAUGAAGAAAUGUCUAGCUGCUAAAGAGGAUCCUUACCUGGGAUUGUUGAAUGUGAGAAAUACACCGACUGAAGGCGUACAAACAAGUCCAGCCCAAAGACUAUUUGGUCGCCGAACACGUACUCAGGUUCCUUGUACGUUAAAGACUAUUCAACAUGAUUCUGGUCCGGAUGACAAGCAACAACUUGAAGACAAAAGGAUGCUUGUAGUUGAGAGACAUAACCGGAAGUACUCUGGAAGACCUCUCAAACCCUUACAGGUUGGUGAUACUGUCAGAAUGCAACCCAUUCAAACCGGCAGGAAGGAAUGGAAUGAAGCUACUGUGACAGAUGAGAUCAAGCCAAGAACCUACUCUGUGAGAUCAGAUAAUGGUCACUGUUUCAAACGGAAUAGACAACAACUUCGUCUUGCCAGAAAGUCUAGAGUUGAGGAUGAUGUUAAUCUUGAGAUUCCAACAUUCCCAAACUGCCAGUCGCCAAGAAGAUCUAGAGAUGAUGAACUUAUCCAGGAUAAGCAAUGUGUUCAGUCUAGUGCUAACCUCUCUAAUACUCAGACUGAUUCUGUCAUUCCAACAAGAGAUGUUCCAAAGAAUACCUCAUCUCCAAAAUCUGACAUGUUCAAGACAAAGUCUGGGAGAGUAGUCAAGCCAGUUAAACGGCUUGAUUUGUAA